AAAAGACCGUGAGUACACGAAAAAAUUCAUCGGCCAUCGUUUCUAGCCCCUGUUACGAGAAAAAGGUGCAGUAUGACGAAGCCUAUCUCGAUCUACGAGCUUGAAGGCGCUCCCAAUCAGUUCUUCAGCCCCUUUUGUUGGGCGUCAAAGUUUGCGAUCGCUCACAAGGAGAUCCCCAUCGACACCAUCCGCUGGAAGUUCAAGGAGGGCGACAAGAUCGCCUUCUCCAACCAGGGGCUGGUGCCAGUCAUUGUUGACCCCAAUCAGGACGGCAAGUGGGUGAACGACUCGUGGGCCAUUGCCAAGUACCUUGAGGAGACAUACCCAGACCGCCCCUCCCUCUUUGGCGGACCACAAGGAGAGGCGGCGGCUCUCUUUGUGCAGAAGUGGUGGUUGAAUGGGCCCGUAGUGACACUGAUGAAGGUUGUGAUGCUGGACCUUCUGAACGCGCAAACUCCCGACCUGCAGCCCUGGUUCCGGGAGACGCGCGAGGCAAAAUUUGGCAAGCUCGAGGAGUUUGCAACUGGGGCGGCGGGCGUGCCUGAGUUCCAGAAGGCACUGGAGCCGCUGCGGCAGACUCUAAAGGAGUACUCCCACCUGGGCGGCAAGAACGGGCCCUCCUACGCAGACCACUAUAUUGCCAGCUUCUUCAUGCUGGCGUAUGCCAUCUCCCCAGUGAAGCUGCUGGAGAAGGAUGAUGUCAUGUACGCCUGGCGUGAGCGCAUGAUGUCAGCGUACAGCGGCAUGGGCAGAAACGCCGUUGGACACCCGGAGUCCCUGUGAGUCAGCUGAUGAGUCAUUGUGGUCAGGCAAUGAGUCAGGGAUACGUUGAAGCCCGAUCAGGCUUUAGUCACCAUCCUGCUGAUUUAUCGCAAGGAGAUGCCCGCAGAUACUUUCUGAGGGCAUCUUGCAGCCAUGCUAAGCCUCUUCUAUCUUGGCACUGUGCUCUGCUGUGGUCAUACUGCAGUGUAUCAAGGGACCAUCUGACAUAACAAAGGACUUCACGUGCACAGAUGGAGAGCCACGCAGGAUUCGAACUGCGAUGGGUCUCGCUGUGGAUGUGCAACUGAUUGAUCUAGAGUUUGUUAUGGCAGACAGCAAUCCACUGGCCUGCCUCCUCAAGAUGAGGGCCUGUGGGAAGCUGAUGGCCUUGACACUUUGAUAUUGAGGAUUUUGAAGUGACCUGAGGCCUUAUCUGGGAUGGGGCAUUGUUAUGUUUGAAGCCCAUACGCAUACCAUGUAAUAUAUAUUGCAAUGCUACUUGUCCUUCAGUUCUUAAGGUCCUGUAAAACGUGACUGUAU
Coccomyxa subellipsoidea C-169 is the source of this 1302-nucleotide messenger RNA. RefSeq names its product glutathione S-transferase-like protein. The coding region runs from base 73 to 783 and encodes 236 amino acids. The record is from RefSeq and is a predicted model, not a curated record. The transcript has 6 exons. NCBI's taxonomy places the organism in Eukaryota, Viridiplantae, Chlorophyta, Trebouxiophyceae, Coccomyxaceae.